CAAACGUCUCCCAUCCUUCCACUCAUCUGCACGCACAAUGGAUUCUGGUAUCGCAUCUCUGCCCAAGACCCGAGAACAGUGGAGAAAAGCUCUCGAUGACCUGCCGGAUAACCCAGAGAAGAUACCGGCUUUUUUCUUUGGACACGGGUCGCCCAUGCUUGUGUUCCCCGAAUCUGAAACUGCAAUUUCACCGAUUCUCAAACAUGCUGGAUCCAAGGGUCCUCUUGCCAACUUCCUGAGAGACUUCGGUCCUGCGCUUUUGGCCAAAUACAAGCCCAAGGCCAUCGUCGUAUUCAGCGCCCAUUGGGAUACACUUGAUGAACGUCUCGUUACUGAUUACGGCGAGGAGAAUCCCCUCUUUUACGAUUAUUAUGGAUUUCAACCGGAAUUAUACCAAUUGAAGUUCAAGUCACGGGGUGACUCUGCUGUGUCGCAGCGCGUGGUGGAACUGUUCAAAGAGUCUGGCUUGUCGGCUCGCACUUCGUCGAAGUUAGAGCCUCGUGGUCAGGACGGGCUUGGCAAGAAUGUUCCUGGGCUAGACCAUGGUGUCUUCGUCCCCUUUAGCCUCAUGUUCGGAGAAGAUUUCACAGAUAUUCCCGUCAUCGAGAUAUCGCUUGAUGGUUCGCUUGAUCCUCUGAAGAACUGGGCGGUGGGCCAGGCUGUCAGCAAGCUGAGACAAGAGCGGAUCUUAGUCUUAUCUGGAGGUCUUACAAUCCACAACCUACGUGACUUUUCCUGCUUCGCUGAAGACACCGCCAAACCCAUAUACUUCGACUUUGACAAGGCUAUUCUUGAAGCGAUCAUGCUACCCGAUGCGGUGAAACGCAAAACUGCUAUGGUUGACCUCGUUAACCACGUAGGAUUUAAAGUAGCACAUCCAAGAGCAGACCACUUCGUGCCAUUAUAUGUUGCGGCUGGCGCAGGUGAAGGCGACGACGUGCGGAUCAUCUCGGCUAUAUACGGCUCUCCGACCAUUGCAUUCGGGGUAUAGUACUUCACAUACCCAUAGAUACAUCUUUCGGACUUGUGUAUCUAUAUAUCGCUCGUGUGUCGCGGCAAGCUGGCCUUACAAAUUGAUAUUUAU
This is a messenger RNA of Phanerochaete carnosa HHB-10118-sp, 1084 nucleotides long. RefSeq lists its product as uncharacterized. The record is from RefSeq and is a predicted model, not a curated record. The coding region runs from base 38 to 991 and encodes 317 amino acids. NCBI's taxonomy places the organism in Eukaryota, Fungi, Basidiomycota, Agaricomycetes, Polyporales, Phanerochaetaceae. The transcript is spliced from 5 exons. Gene Ontology annotation, molecular function: oxidoreductase activity, acting on single donors with incorporation of molecular oxygen; ferrous iron binding; zinc ion binding.